Molecule: messenger RNA, 309 nt
Organism: Caenorhabditis briggsae
Lineage: Eukaryota; Metazoa; Nematoda; Chromadorea; Rhabditida; Rhabditidae
Exons: 1
Coding region: 1-309 (102 amino acids)
Source: RefSeq, a predicted model, not a curated record
AUGCGCAUGCUGAAAAAUUAUUAUUUUCAAAAAAAUAAUCUCAUACUUUUCCAGACUUCGCUACCAACUUCUCACCAACGACACUCUGUUUCGAAUGACACUGCUGAAGUUCAAUGCGGAUCAGUUGUUCAUCAAUGGAGAGAAGAUCUGCCCAAUCAUCAAGACCGACAGAUCCAUAUGAAACGACUGUCGAAGCUUCUGGGAAGAAAGAUGACCCACUUCGUGGAGACUCUGAGCGUCAGGAACCUGGAUGUUAUUCGUGGACUUCCAUGGCAAGGACCAAGCAAGUGGCUCCGGUUUGAGGGAUGA